Messenger RNA from Uranotaenia lowii, 1161 nucleotides. RefSeq names its product probable N-acetyltransferase san (gene san). The record is from RefSeq and is a predicted model, not a curated record. Gene Ontology annotation, molecular function: acyltransferase activity, transferring groups other than amino-acyl groups. Gene Ontology annotation, biological process: mitotic sister chromatid cohesion. NCBI's taxonomy places the organism in Eukaryota, Metazoa, Arthropoda, Insecta, Diptera, Culicidae. The coding region runs from base 163 to 786 and encodes 207 amino acids. The transcript is spliced from 2 exons. Gene Ontology annotation, cellular component: NatA complex.
GUUAAAGAAAAGUUUUCUGAGACUGUGCAAAAAUUCUUAUACCGAGCAUUCGAUGCUCCGAAAUUUAUUCGGUUUUCCCUGUAAAUCUGUCUCAGUUACUGGCAAACAUUAAGUUAUUAGUCGACACUUUAGUUAUUUCCUUAUCAGCAAUCAAUCUGAAAAAUGACAAGAGCUAGUAUCGAACUUGGCGAUGUUACCCAUCACAAUCUGAAGCAGUUGAAAAAAAUUAACACCGUUGUACUACCGGUUUUAUACAAUGACAAGUUCUACUUGGACGUUCUUGAAUCAGGGGAGCUGGCAAAGUUAGCUUUCUACAAUGAUGUGGUAGUGGGCGCCGUAUGUUCCCGUAUCGAUACUUCCGACAACAUGAGGCGCCUGUACAUUAUGACGCUGGGCUGCUUAUCGCCCUACCGUCGGCUCGGUAUUGGUUCGGUUAUGGUCAAACAUAUUCUGAAUUAUGUGGAAAAAGAUGGGAACUUCGAUAGCAUAUUUCUCCAUGUUAAGGUAGACAACGAGGGGGCGAUUGAGUUUUACAAAGGAUUCGGUUUCGAAAUAGUCGAGACAAAGCAGCACUAUUACAAAAGGAUUGAGCCGGCCGAUGCUCAUGUGCUUCAAAAAACGCUCUCCAAAAGAGCAGGCACUCAACAGCAAAAUCAACACCACCAUCAGAAUGGAGUUGCGAAUCCUGUUGCUGGGAACAACAACAACAAUGCCGUGAACCAGAGCAGUCAAAGUAUUCAGAAUUCAACCUCCCAACUGCAGCAAGCCCCAGAAAAGAACCGAUAAAAAUCUAACGAGUUUGCCGGUUCUAGAAGGCGAAGAAAUGUCGAGAUAAAGACAGAACCGAUAGGAAUAUCUUUUAAUUGUUAGAUGUUUUAUUACAUUUCGACAUCGAGAUCAAUAGUUGAGAACCCCUACGAUUUUAUUUUGAACCUUUUUUAAUAUGAAUAUGGUUAGAACAGCAACUGAUUAAAGUUUACCAUUUAAAACUUCCUGUUUUCUUGUUUGCACAAUUUAUAUUCCGAUAAAGUAGAAAACAUAUGCUCUGUCUAUCACCAAUUUCUAUAUCUUAACAUAAGGCAGUUUGGUUUGUAAUGAUUUUCUAGGAUUUUCUCGAUGUGUAAAUCAAAAGCCGAAUGAAAAUAAAAAUUGAAGUAUGUA